Molecule: messenger RNA, 405 nt
Organism: Lactuca saligna
Lineage: Eukaryota; Viridiplantae; Streptophyta; Magnoliopsida; Asterales; Asteraceae
Source: the annotation of a GenBank genome assembly
AUGUUGCAUGAAGUAACGUCUAAAGAAGUGUUUGAAAUGGGGAGGUUUCUUUUUGAGAUACAGGAGAUGCAAUUGGAUUUUCGUGAAACUGUAUAUAUUCUAAUUUAUGGUUUAAGAGUUGGUCUUUAUGUGGAUUUACUCCAUGACGAAAGAGGUCGGUCAAAUUCAAAUCUUCGUGCUCGGUUGUUCUCAGACAUUACAGAUGCAUGUUUGCGGCUGAAAGAUUUAGAAGACUACAUUAUGUCUCAGAAGUAUUUUUCACUUCAUGAUGAAGAUGUUGUAAUGUUUAUCCAACUUGUUUUUAUGUUGAAAGGUCUCCACGGACGAGACAUUAAAAUGGGCAUUCCUGCAGCAGUAUACACGCUUGUUGAUAAUAUAGAUGAUUGGAACAGAUAUGGAUUUUGA